AUGGUCAUAUUGGUUGGACACAAAUUCCGCGAGGAAGUUGAGACAGAUGAUCUCGAUCAACUAUGUGGAAUACUCGACACAGUGAUCCGAACGCUCCCUCCAGUGAAGUAUCAUGAGCAGCCAGAGCGAAGAAUUGUCUGUUUCAUUGAUGGUGUGGGUUCUCGCAGUGAUGUAGAGGAUUCUUCCGGAGUGACUAAGGCCAUACAGACCUUACUGAAGAUGGUCCGUCUUGGUGACAUUGGCGAUGACUACGUACCGACAUUCCAACUGAUCUGUACGAGUCCUCGUCUAAGUGACUGGGAUGAUGCACUCUUCCCAAGUGAGGGCACUUGCCAUCUUGUUGAUUUAGCACUAUCACUGCUGCCAUCUGCACCGUCUGAGGAGGGUUUCAAGAGGCCUGAAGGAGACCAAGAUCUGGGCUUUCAGAGCGAGUUCGGCAAGCAUAACGGUUUCAUCUUUUGA
Molecule: messenger RNA, 462 nt
Organism: Colletotrichum paranaense
Lineage: Eukaryota; Fungi; Ascomycota; Sordariomycetes; Glomerellales; Glomerellaceae
Exons: 1
Coding region: 1-462 (153 amino acids)
Source: RefSeq, a predicted model, not a curated record